AUGCUAUUCUAUGCGCGUGCCUACUCGGACGUUCUUGAGGACGACGACGAGAACAAGUUCCAUGGCAUAGCUGUUGCGCAGGUCUUUGCCUUUAUCCUUCAGGCUCUGCGUGCUGAACCACCUCCGCUGUCAUGGCACGAUAUUGCUGUGAGUCUCGACACCUGGGCUGUAGAGUACGACGACGUGCUGAGGAACACGCCCGAAGCAGUGCGCAAGGGCAAGGAAGCGCGCUCUUCUCCGUACAAGCCCCAACGCUGGCGAGGAUUCAAGCGCUCGCCAAUUCAGACAUGGGCUCGGUGCAGGCGACUCGACAGCGACGCAAAGCAGAGGGAUAACGGUGACGAUGAAGAAGGGACUCUUCCUUCACCCACACCGACACGGUCGAUUCCCGGGGGGCGAAAAGGCUCUCACGAAGUCGAGCGCAGACUCGGCCGGUAA
Molecule: messenger RNA, 438 nt
Organism: Colletotrichum tamarilloi
Lineage: Eukaryota; Fungi; Ascomycota; Sordariomycetes; Glomerellales; Glomerellaceae
Exons: 1
Coding region: 1-438 (145 amino acids)
Source: RefSeq, a predicted model, not a curated record